Messenger RNA from Trichoderma citrinoviride, 1053 nucleotides. Its product is annotated as FMN-linked oxidoreductase. Gene Ontology annotation, cellular component: intracellular anatomical structure. NCBI's taxonomy places the organism in Eukaryota, Fungi, Ascomycota, Sordariomycetes, Hypocreales, Hypocreaceae. Bases 35 to 754 code for a protein of 239 amino acids. Gene Ontology annotation, molecular function: NADP binding; FMN binding; NADPH dehydrogenase activity. The transcript has a single exon. The record is from RefSeq and is a predicted model, not a curated record.
AACCCUCCCGAUACACCCAAUCACAACACCAACAAUGGGCAGCGUCAGCACAAACUACGAAAACACGGCCGCCCCCGGCGUGCCCUUCUACACCCCGGCCCAGGUCCCUCCGGCCGGCACCCCGCUGGACAAGACGUCGGCGCCGACGCUCUUCCAGCCGCUCAAGAUCCGCUCCCUCGAGCUGCACAACCGCAUCGUCGUGUCUCCCAUGUGCCAGUACAGCGCCGACGAUGGCCACCUGACAGACUACCAUCUCGUGCACCUGGGCCAGCUCGCCCUCCACGGCACGGGGCUCAUCAUCGUCGAGGCCACAGCCGUGGAGCCGCGCGGCCGCAUCUCGCCCCAGGACGCCGGCCUGUGGAAGGACUCGCAGAUUGCGCCCAUGCGCCGCGUCGUCGACUUCAUCCACAGCCAGGGCGUCAAGGCGGGCAUCCAGAUCGCGCACGCCGGCCGCAAGGCGAGCACCCUUGCGCCCUGGAUCGGCGGGACUGCCACCAAGACGCUGGCAGACGAGAGCGUGGGCGGCUGGCCCGAGGACGUGGUCGGAGCCAGCGCGAUUCCCUUUUAUGAAGAUCAUGCUCUGCCCAAGGAGCUGACCAAGGAGGAGAUCAAGGGCCUUGUGCGCAAGUUUGCCGAGACGGCGGAGCGGGCUGUCAAGGCUGGGUUUGACAUGAUUGAGAUUCACGGCGCCCACGGCUACCUGAUUUCCAGCUUUUUGUCGCCCCGAAGCAACGUAAGUGAUUUUGUCCAAUAACGUGUAUAACCGCUUUUGAUGGGCAUGUUGGCUGACAUGUGUGCCCUUUAUAGAAACGAACCGACGAGUACGGCGGAAGCUUUGAGAACCGCAUCCGCUUCGCCCGCGAGGUGACCGAGGCCGUCCGCGCCGUCAUCCCCGAGACGAUGCCGCUCUCGUUGCGCGUCUCCGCGACGGAGCUGAUGGAGUGGACGGGCGAGGAGUCGUGGACCGUCGACGACACGAUCCGGCUGGCCAAGCUGGUGCCCUCGUGGGGCAUCGACAUUUUCGACGUCAGCAGCAGCGGCAACAGCUACGAG